Messenger RNA from Malaclemys terrapin pileata, 6195 nucleotides. RefSeq names its product HERV-H LTR-associating 2 (gene HHLA2). Gene Ontology annotation, biological process: T cell costimulation; cellular response to lipopolysaccharide; immune response. Gene Ontology annotation, cellular component: external side of plasma membrane. Lineage: Eukaryota; Metazoa; Chordata; Testudines; Emydidae. The transcript is spliced from 9 exons. The record is from RefSeq and is a predicted model, not a curated record. Bases 900 to 1928 code for a protein of 342 amino acids.
GGGGAGCCCCUGCAACUGUCCCUGCUGCCCGCGUGCUCGGACGCGCUGCGCUGCAGCGGGGGGUCCCUGGGCUUCAGGGCAGAGGUGAACGUGGCUGAGAUAAAGCCCGAGCUGUGCCCUGGUGACGGGGCUGGCUAGGUUUGGGGGCAGCUCGCUCUCUUGCUGUCUCUCUCUGGCGCAUUGAGUUAGUGUCCCAGACCUGAAUGAGAGCUGGGGAUAAGCUUGAAAGCUUUGUCUCGCUCCCCAGCAGAAAUGGGUCCAAUCAAAGAUAUUACCUCACCCUCCCUGUCUCUCUCACUGGGGUAUGGCAGGGUUUCGGUGUGUGAAAGCUCAACGCCUGUUGUUUUUUUGGGGAUGGGCAGAAGGAGUAACAGCCGUGUUAGUCUGUAUCUGCAAAAAGAACAGGAGUACUUGUGGCACCUUAGAGACUAACAAAUUUAUUAGAGCAUAAGCUUUCGUGGACUACAGCCCACUUCUUCGGAUGCAUAUUGUCAGUCUCAGCUUGGCAGCACCUAGCUUUUAGAGGAUGAAAUGAAUCUGCUGCUCCAUGAAAGACACAAACCCAGCUGCAUACAAGGGCACUACCAAAUACCUACUGGGAAUGAUUUUGCCUGUCCCCCAUAUCUUUCAGCUGCAGUAAAUGUAUGAAGCAAUUGUAAGAGCAACACACCUUUCAGCCCUCAUGUCUUUUGGCAUUGUUCGAUAGACUUUUGACCUCUAAGGAAUGUUGCUUACCCAUUACCCCACCCACCUUUUUCUAUAGAGAGGCAUAGUUCAGUUUUGACCAGCUGAUUAUGUGGCAGCACUGAUUUCAUUUACUGAGGUGUUGGAUGGCUGCUUCAUGUGUCUUCAGAGGGGACUUCCAGUUAGAAAUGAAACUACUGUGAAUCAAAGAAGACAUGAAGGUGCAGAAAAUACUCAUCUUUCUGUUUCAUUUGUAUGCUGUAGUUUCAGGUCCUGAAACUGGGCGAUUUUCCGAAGAUGUUAUUCUUCCUUGCUUUUUUGAAUCUGCGAAAGAUGAAGUAAUUUACUGGAAGAAAGGGAACAAAAAUGUGCACAGCUACUACUAUAAGAAGGAUCAGCUAGAACAUCAAGACUCUGAGUACAAGGGGAGAACAUCCCUUUUUCAUGAACAAAUUCCCAAUGGAAAUGCCUCUUUGAAACUGAGUAACCUGAGCCUGAGUGAUGAGGGCUCCUACAGCUGCUAUGUGGGGACAAAUCACGGUAAAACAGAUGUGGAAGUCAGUCUGCAUGUAACAGUUUCCCCCUCUUAUGCAAUGGAAUAUGAAAAACGAGACACAGAGAGACUGUUGAAAUGUCUUGCCUUUCGUAUUUAUCCUGAGCCAAACAUAACAUGGGCAUACAACAGUACAUCUAUGCAAAACACAAAAAUGGAAGUAACCCAGGAUGGCCCUCUCUAUUUAGUUAGAAGUGAGCAGAUCAUUACAAACAAAGUUUCUUCUUACCAGUGUCACGUUCAAUUUCACAACCAAAAUUGGACUGCUGAAUGGAAAAUGGAAGAUCCGUUUUUUAAAAAGGAAGGAGAUAAUGUUUCAAUUCCAUGUGAAUUUAUGGCUGAAGGGUCUCCAUAUGCUAAAGACUUCAUAGUUACUUGGACAAUAAUCAGAACUGCAUCUACCUUGGUUUUGGCAUCCUCCGACAACUCAUCACAACCCCCUGUACAGUUUAAACCUCGAUUCUCUUGGGAGAAAAUCAAUGAACAGAACUACUCAGUAAUCUUAAGGGAUCUUACUCCGGCAGACAGUGGAGAAUACAUGUGCAAUAUUUCAACACCUCACUAUACACAACUCACUGUAAGAAUUUUGCAAGUUGAGGAAGAAUCUUCACGUCACCAUUGGAUAGUUAUAGUGUCACUGAUCCUCAUCAUUGCCUUUGCUAUAUGGUGUGCUGUGAAGAUAAGACAGUGAAGGAUGGAGCCAUAAAAUAAAGAGAGAGCAAAGAUAAAAUGGCUGCAUAUGGACAGUUUACAAUGUAAUGAAGAAGGAGAAGAUUUCAUAACAUAUGAUCAGAGACUUGAGCAGUAUUUUAAUGCAAAUGCUAUGGAAGAUAUAGAUGACUGUUUCCUAACAUUGGUGUGUAAAACCACUUUUGCGGUACAUAAAAGUUUUCUGCAAGAACCUGACGAGCUGGAAUAUGAGAACAUAAAAGAGAUUCUAAAGAAGCAUUUUUGUGCCUACUGCCAAUUUUUUAACAGACCCAUAUAAGUUUCAUCUAAGAAACCAGCUAGAAGGAGAAAGUAUCUGAAUUUUUGGCAACCCUGAAAAAACUGUCCACCAUUCUGUUUUGGUAAUUUUCUGAAGGAACUCUCAGAUCAAUCUGAAUUAAGAAAGAGGUUGUUGGAUGUUGUGUAUCACAAGGAACUGCCACUAGAUGAAGACUGCUCUAUUUGAAUCCACACAAAAAGUGUGCCAAAAUUUGAAAAUAAAUUGGCCUCAUCGUGCUGGGCUGGAAAGAAGGGCCUCAGCAGUGGAUGAAAGAAACACCACCACCCGGUGGCACCUGUCAUAGGAGCCAAACAGAACAAAGGGAGCCCUGUUUCUGCUGUCUGGGGACACGACACUGGCAGGAGCACUGCACACUGCACCAGGGUACAGCGAAGGAUCCACCAAAAGGAAGCCAUAAGUGUCUACAUGUAGGAGCCACCAUCCUAGUUAGGUGGUGACUGUCAGGGUUGGAAGCAGGUUGUUCCCUGGAGGAAAGGAUGCAUGAGCCAUACCAUUUCACAGAACUGUAUGUGGUGGGAAAUGGGACAAACAUAUCAUCCCCUGUAUUAUGAUAACGUAAAGGUAAAUGACAUGAUAUUGACAAUGGAAGCAGAUACAGGAGCAACCAUAUCUGUGAUCUCUGGGGGCAGGGUGGGGAGGAGUUAAAAUUUUUUUCCUCCUGGGUUAAGAUGAAGAGAAAUAAUGUACUUGGACAGCAUUACAAUUAAGGGCAGAUAGCUGUGUUAGGCAGCCUCUCUGUUACUCUAAUUUAUAUAGAUAUCUAUUCACCAUUAGAGUUAAUUGUGAGUGAAUGAAAUCCUCCUUCCCCCACUGAUGGACACAAACUAGCUAUACAAGUUUAAACUGGAUUGGAGAGUGGUGCACGACAUGCCUGAUAGAGUUGGGGAACUGAAAAACACAAAGCUGUGGGUGGAUUGUACAGAUGUGGGUUUGGAAAGAGGCAAUAACUGAGAGGCUGGUUGUGUUUGACAAGGCCUAAAUUCCUUAAGGCUAGACCUGUGCCUUAUGUUCCGCAGAAGCCUGUGGGAAAAAACGUGAAAAACCCACAACAUAAACCUCCCAGGUUUUUCUGCCUUGGGCAGUGAUGGUGCAAAAUUACAGGGGAGGGAUAAAGUGGGGGGGAAAAGUGUGGUAAAGAAGAUAUUGGACCUAUUGACACAUUUGAUAGCGAUAAUGAAGAGGUACAUUGACUGUUACCAGAUAAAAGCUCAGUAUGAUUACAGAAUGUGGCCCCUGAAGCAAGAAGAGAUUGUUUGGGUUUUUGUUGGCUGAAGGAGGAGGAAUUAGUGUGGAAGAUGGUGGCCAAGAGAGGAAGAGUUCCCCUGCUGGGCAUGAGGACAAAGUUUGGAUGGCCCUUUCUUUCCCUGACACGUACCACUGGCCACAGCCUGUAGCAAAAUGGCAGACCCGGCUGUAAGGUUAAACUUGUAAUUUAGUUUUUAUGGUUGUGUUUAUUAAUUAAGGAAUUUACAGGGGAUGAGUGUGCUGUUUGGAGGAAUGUGUGGGAAUUGCAAACUAUUGCUUUAAGAGCAGGGUGAGGGUGAUUCUCUUGUCUAGCCUUACAGCCUAAGGGGGCUCUGUAGCAAAGCAUGAGAUUGGCUCGGAGUUUCUUUGAAAAGAGCUAGGUUAAAGCAAGGUGGGGAGAGUUGGGCCUUCCUGCUUUAGGGAGCAGCCUGUUUUUCUUCAUCUCCGUCGGGGCCGGCGCAACCCAUUAGGCGACGUAGGUGGUCGCCUAGGGCACUACAAUUUGGGGGGUGGCAACCGUGGCGGUCCCACCGCCUCUGUGGGGGGACGGCAUUUUGGGGCGGGACCUUCCGCCGCCUAGGGCAGCAGAAAAGCUGGCGGCGCUCCUGGUCUCCGUGUUUGGGUUUGUGUUAUCGUUCAGGGUUCUACAAAACACUGUUAUGUUGCAACCUUUCAGCAACAGUAGCUAUGUGUUUUACACUGUGUUUUCUCUGUGCAUACACUGUGCACAUAACAGAAAGCAAGCUUGAAUUGCUGAGCAAGAAAACUGUCUGCUGCUGUUUGCUCCUACUAUAUUCAGGGAAACGGGACGUUGGGCCACACUACUUAGAAUUUGGAAUGAUAGCACAUAAACUGCAAACCAACAUUAGUAUCAAUAGCAGUGUGGCUGUGGAAGCACAGCCGGGCCGAGUACACACACUCCCGAAAUUGAAGGAUACAUACUAGGCACUGCUCAGCUGUGCUGCUGCUACCCGUGCUACCCCAGCUACACAGCUAUUUAUACUCGCACUAGCUCUCUUCAAGUUACCGCAAGGAUGUAUAUGUGAGCAGGGGAAAUCACAUCCCUAACUUGUAGUAUAGAUGUAGCCAGAGAAAGAGAGAAAACAGGCUGCUUGCUGAGGGCAGGUCUACACUUAAAACAGUGUAGCUGCACUGCUGUAGUGCUUUAGUGAAGAGAGCUCUCCCGUUGGUGUAGUUAAUCCACCUCCCUGAGAGGCAGUUGGUGGGAGGAGCCCUCAUGCUGACAUAAUGCUGUCUACAAUGAAACUUAGGUUGGUACAACUACAUCGCUCAGGGGUGUGGAUUUUUUACACCCCUGAACAAUGUAGUUCUAGCAAAGUAAUUCUGUAGUGUAGACCCUACCUUGCUUUAAGGUGAUACUUUCCAGACUGCCUGUGGGAGGGUCUGCCAUGCGUUGCUACAGAGCCCCUUAGCCUGUAAACAGGACAAGGGAACCAUUCAGCCCUGCCUCCCAACUUUUUCCACUGAUAGCUUGCAGUUCGAACACUGUCGUCAAUAUAACUCUGCCAAGCCUAGGCCCAAAAGGUUCCUUCCUCCCAGGGCCACAUUCACUGCUUCAUUCACAUUCUGGUCCAAUCUGCUUCUGACACACAGACACACUGGCAACUCCAUCACUCAAUCCCCUGAUUUUUGUAAUCAGUCCCGGGGAACCCCUCUUUUUCUGCCUGAGUUACCUUUUUCUCAGGCCUUCCCAUGCAGUCUAGUGCCUUGGGAGGUGGCUUGUAUUGUUUCAGCGUUUGUUAAACAUCAAAGCCAGGUUUAACACAACAUACCACUUUCCUGAAAGGUUUUUUGAACCCUGUUAAUUUUUAAAUGAAAAACACACUCUGAGCAUUGCCCCAUGUGUGUCCACACACACACACACACACACACACACACACACACACACACACACACACGUUUUCUGACAUGCAGGGCUGCCAGAGUGAAUAUGGGAAGCCAAAGUAAAUUAUAAUCUGGUAGGGAAAAACAUUAAUGGAAACCUAGAAUUGGGUUUAAAGUCUAAACCUUAAAAAAAGCCACAUAUAACAUUGGUAUAUUACCCUGAGGAAUUAAAACCCAAUUUUUUAAUUUUAGAUUUUUCUGUCUGCCAGCUGAUUUUCAAUGCACAGAUGACACGAAAACCCUUCUAUCAUUCUUCCUAAAACAAGUCCAGCUAAGGAGUCACGUUGCCUUUUUUCUGUCUGCUAUGACUGUAGACUGUUUUUAAAAAUGCAGGCUAAUCUUAGGUUUUGGAGCCAUAGGUGAAUCACCCUGUGUGGGUUCCCAUGCAGUUUCCUCCUCAUCUCUGCCCAAGACCCCACCACCUCUGUAUACCCAUGAAUGCUUCCCUAGAUCAAUUACCUGCUGUCUGCAGUCACUUCAUGGUGGUGGUCUCCCAUCACAGCUGUGAUGAGCCAAACCUCUAGUGGCCCACAUUCACAGCCAUGGGAAGUCAAGAUGGUGAGCGGAAGCUCAGCUUUCCAAGAGGAGAGCAGCAGGGGAGGGAGGGUUAGGAGUUUGUCAGUCUCUCUCCGACAUGAAACUGGUAUGGGACUGCGGCUGGCAGGAUGGGUGUGAGUAAGUGGCAUAGGGCCAUAACUGUGGAAGGCUCCCCCCUGCACAUGGUCACUUUAAAACUCUUUGUAUGAAGAAUGUUAACUUCGGAAAUGUGAAUGACUUUGUCCUUGUGUUGUGUGUGUGU